Molecule: messenger RNA, 2340 nt
Organism: Larimichthys crocea (large yellow croaker)
Lineage: Eukaryota; Metazoa; Chordata; Actinopteri; Sciaenidae
Gene: cybb
Product: cytochrome b-245, beta polypeptide (chronic granulomatous disease)
Exons: 13
Coding region: 116-1813 (565 amino acids)
Biological process (GO): defense response; superoxide anion generation
Cellular component (GO): plasma membrane; NADPH oxidase complex
Molecular function (GO): superoxide-generating NAD(P)H oxidase activity
Source: RefSeq, a predicted model, not a curated record
UGAGUAAUCAGUCCUCUGCACUUUUCACUCCUCCUUCACUGUUUCCUGCUUCCUUCUCUGUUAUCGCAUUAAUACACUCUGGCUCACACACACCUUUUCAGAAGCACUUUUAACCAUGGGCAACUUUGCUGCCAAUGAGGGACUCUCCAUCUUUGUUAUUCUGGUAUGGCUGGGCAUCAACGCCUUCUUGUUUGUGCAUUUCUACAUGGCCUUCCUGACGGAGAGAUGGUUUUACACCAGGGUCCUGCUUGGGCAAGCUCUGUCCUGGGCCAGAGCUCCCGCCGCCGCCCUCAACUUCAACUGUAUGCUCAUUUUGUUGCCAGUUUGCCGAAACCUCCUGUCCUUCCUUCGUGGCUCCAUCCAGUACUGCAGCCGCACAGCAGCUCGCCAACUAGAUCGAAACCUCACCUUUCACAAACUGGUGGCUUACAUGAUCGCCUUCCACACAGCUGUGCACAUUGUUGCACACUUGUUUAAUUUUGAGUUUUUCAUGGACGCGCAGCUGAAUCGCAACAGCAGCCUUCUGCCCUUCAUCCUGUCUGAAAUCGGCACAGGGGACAACGCCUCCUUCCUGAACCCCAUCAGGUCAAACGAGACGAACCCUACCAUCGUCAUGUUUACCACCAUCGCCGGGCUGACGGGCGUGGCCAUCACGUUAGCUCUCAUCCUCAUCAUCACGUCGUCCAUGGAGGUCAUCCGCAGGUCCUACUUUGAGGUGUUCUGGUACACCCACCAUCUUUUUGUCAUCUUCUUCAUCGGACUGGUGUUCCACGGCUACGGACGGAUUGUGCGAGGACAGACGGCUGCUAGCCUGAAGACCAACAAACCCGACUUUUGUGCCUCCCAGUUUGAAGAGUGGGGAAAUAACGGGACCAACUGUGCUGUGCCAGAGUUUGCUGGAAACCCACCAGGGACGUGGAAGUGGGUGGUAGGCCCGAUGAUCCUUUAUGUGUGCGAGAGGUUCGUCCGCCUCUAUCGAUCCCACCAGAAAGUGGUCAUCACCAAGGUGGUGAUGCACCCCUCCAAGACCCUGGAGCUGCAGAUGAAGAAGAAAGGUUUCCAUAUGGAGGUGGGUCAGUACGUCUUCAUUCAAUGUCCAUCGGUUUCCAGGCUGGAGUGGCACCCCUUCACCUUAACCUCUGCACCCGAGGAGGACUACUUCAGUGCCCACAUUCGUAUCGUGGGGGACUGGACACAGGCGCUGUACGAAGCCUGCGUUGGAGACCCAACUCAACCUCAGGAGGCCUGGAAACUGCCCAAGAUAGCCAUAGACGGCCCGUUUGGCACAGCCAGCGAAGACGUGUUCGGUUACGAGGUGGUGAUGCUGGUGGGCGCGGGAAUCGGCGUGACUCCUUUCGCCUCCAUCCUCAAGUCUGUGUGGUACAAACGCAUCCAGAACAACCAGGACGUGUUCACCAAGAAGAUCUACUUCUACUGGCUGUGCCCUGAGACGCAGGCCUUCGAGUGGUUCGCAGACUUGCUGCAGUCUCUGGAGAAUCAGAUGGCGGAGAAGGAAAUGACUGACUUCCUCAGCUACAACAUCUACCUCACCCGCUGGAAGGAUACCGAGGCGGCUCACUUCCGUGUUCACCACGAGGCGGAGAACGACCCAAUCACAGGACUCAAACAGAAGACUCUUUAUGGGAAACCUAACUGGGACAAUGAGUUCACCAAUAUUGCGACAAAGCACCCGAGAUCUAAAGUGGGAGUCUUCCUGUGCGGUCCGCCUCAGCUUGGGAAAUCUCUGGAGAAACAGUGUCUGUCCCACUCAGAGGCCGACGUCAAGUUCAUCUUCAACAAGGAGAACUUCUAAAAAAAACUGCUGAAAGAAAAGAAACCACGAGAGAGCAAACGUCCCAAGUAGCAGUGAGGUCAAGGAAUGAGAUGUUUUUUCCACAUCCACGUCUCGUAUUAUGUUUCUGAGUUCAGCUCAUCGCCGACCUGCUCGGCUCUCAUCAUUUCUUUGCAACAGACGUUUUGCAAAGAUCCUCCCUGUUGCUCAAGGAAGCGAGGGACCAACACCCGCUGUGUUUUCCACAUUAAUCUGUUCUGCUUUUCUGUUACAUCAAUGUGAAAGUCUGCUGGUUUCAAAAGUUUUCCUCUUAUUUUUAUCAGCUAGAAACGUUAUUUUGCUUUUCUGCUUUCUUUGUGCCAGCAUUUAGAAAUGCCGUUAAAGAAUCCUGGAUGAGGUUCUCAUAGUCAAAUAAGUGGAUUUAUUUAACUUUAUUUGCAGCUGUUAUCUAUUUCCGUGUAAGGAGAGGGAGCAAUGACAAGAUGGAGCUGAAUUCCUUGAAUGCGUACGCAUACUUGGGCAAUAAAGUUGAUUCUGAUGUCCAGACA